GUCAGAUUUCUAAAUUCCAAAUCCCUAAUUUUAUUUUUUUCAGUACUUUAAACUGAUUUUUUCACAAAUCAAUUACGUUUGGAUUUUCGCAUUCACUGCUGCUCGCCAGUGAUUCAGAGAAUCCAGUUUUGGUGCAUUGCGAUAGGACACAUAGGUGACAUUUUCUAAAAAAGGCAUUGUCCAAGGAGAUGAGAAGGUUGAUAUGCUCAUGAAGUCGGAGAAGAAAUCCAAGAAUAGGAAAAAGAAUGCUGUCACUGAUGAUUCGGAAGUGACAAAGGGCGAUGUUAAAGCCGUUGAGCAUGAUUCAUGUUUCAAGGAAGAGAGUCUCUCUUUUACAGGGAUCAGGAAAGAAAGGGAUAAGACAAAGAUGGAAACUCAAGCACCUGGCGAAAGUGAAGGUAGUUACAUCAAGAUAAAGAAAGAAAGAGGUGGUGGUAAACAGCAUGGGAAAUACAGUAAAGACGGGUGCGAGGAUACUGUUAAUAAUGUUUUAAAAAAGAAAAAGAAGUUGAAGAAUGAGCAGGAUAUACUUAUAAUGCACGAUGCUAGUUUAGACACCAAAACACUUGCUCAUGAAAGUGCGAGCGGAACUCAUGAAACCAAGGCCGUGGAGACGCUCAGCGAGGGCUCUGGUGGAAAUCUUAUAGAUGAGGUGAAGAGGAAGAAAAAGAAAAAGAAAAAAGAUAAGAGGGGAAAAGAUGGACAGGUAGAUAUCGUGGUUGGUGUCAUUCAAGGUGUUGUUUCAGCUGACGAAGUGAAUAGGAAGAAAAGGAAAAAGGAUAAGAAGAAAAGAGAGGAUGGACUGGUAGACAUCGUGGCUGGCGUCAUUCAGUUUAGCUAUAGAUGAGAUGAAGAGGAAGAAAAGGAAAAAGGAUAAGAGGAAUAAAGAGGAUGGACAGGUAGAUAUCGCGACUGGCAUCAUUCAAGGUGAUGUUUCAGCUAUAGAUGAGAUGAAGAGGAAGAAAAGGAAAAAGGAUAAGAAUAAAAAGGAUGGACAGGUAGAUAGCGUGGCUGGUGUCAUUCAAGGUGAUGUUUCAGCCAUAGAAGAGACGGAAGAUAGACAAAUAGAUGAUGCUAAUAUCAGAAAGAUGAAAAAGACAAAAUUAGGGCACAAUUCGAAAAAUCUUACUAAUGAAAAGACUGAAAAAAGAGUGAGAUUUUCUGAUAAUGUACAGUUUUUCCAUCCAAUCAGUGAUCCUAGCAAUGAGAGGCAUGAAAAUAACAAACAAGAAUUAUUGCUUGGCAAAUAUUUCACACAGGAAGAAGAUGAAAUCGUCAAAGAUGCUGUUUGUAGAUACAUAGAGGUAUAUAAUUUGGGGGAUGAGGGGUUUCAAAAGGUUUUGAAUUCCAAAUCUUAUCCUAAACUAAGGGGCUGCUGGAAAGAGAUAGGGAAGGCUAUACCAUACAGGCCUUACACAGCAGUUUAUCAUCGUGCACAGCGUUUGUUUCGAAUGGGAGAGAAGCGUAAAUGGACUGAAGAAGAGUAUGGGAUGCUUCGGAAGUUCCAGGGAGCACAUGGGAAUAAGUGGACCCUCUUGGCCAACGAACUUGGGAAACAUCCGGAUCAUGUUGGAAAUGCAUGGGAUAGGAUAAAACUGGAAAAUCGAAAGAGAGGACAGUGGGAUCAGGAGGAAGUACAGAAAUUGUUUGAUUUAGUAAACACCGAUCUGCAACUUAAGCUCUCUGAAGAAAGGAAAUCUAGGCAUGGGAUGCUACGGGAUAAUAUUUGCUGGAGUUCAAUUAGUGACAAUUUGUCCACCAGGAUUUCCCAUCAUUGCUGCAAUAAAUGGUACAGACAAUUAACAUCCUCGAUGGUGGUUGCAGGUGAAUGGGCAGAUACUGAUGACUAUCGCUUAAUUGCUGCCCUUUUUGAACUAGACGCAAGCUGCAUAGAGGAUGUGGAUUGGGACAAUCUUCUCUCCCACAGGCAUGGAGAUUUAUGUCGAAAAAGAUGGAAAGAGAUGGUGCGUCAAAUAAGUCAACAUGAAAACAAGUCAUUUGAUGCACUAGUAGAAGUGUUAGCAAAGAGAUACCGCCCUGAUUUAGUUGGAGCAAGGGAGGUCUGGGAUAGUAAACCACUUGUUCCAUGACAUGUUGAACACUCACAUGAGCGUUUCUGUAGAGAGAAGAGAUGCUUGAGGAACUAGUAUGCACUACUGUCUACAACUUAGCGCGUCACUUCUUUACUUUAUUUCUUUCGUUCUUUUAAUUUUUGUGAGGUUUAUAUGCUUGUAGGAGGGAUUAGGUACUCGUGAAAUAGUAGAGGUGCUUGUUGGCUUGGGCACCAAACAUUAUCCAUAAAGGAAAUGUUUACAGAUGUUUUAGAAGAGAUUCUUUCUUGUCUGGUGGAAAGAAAAGAGAAAAAACAUUUCACAAUUUGAAGUUACGAAAGAGAUAAGCCGAGGGUCUAUCUGACACAACCUCUCUACCUCGCAAAAGGUAGGGACAGGGUCUGCGUAAAUCUUCCCCAUUCCAAACCCUAAAUGUAAGAUUAUAGCGUGUAUGUUGUUGAAAGUAUAUGUUGUGUACCUGCCUAAAAAAAAAGAUUACAAAAUGUUAUUAGUAUAGACCAUAGCCUCAUACUCCUUUAUUCAAAUGCAUUUUUAUCAA
Solanum lycopersicum (tomato) is the source of this 2610-nucleotide messenger RNA. RefSeq lists its product as uncharacterized. The record is from RefSeq and is a predicted model, not a curated record. Lineage: Eukaryota; Viridiplantae; Streptophyta; Magnoliopsida; Solanales; Solanaceae.